AUGUAUCUUCCGCGCCAGCUCAUCUCGCAACUAUACCUCCAACUUCUCCGAUCCCACCACCCCCUCUCCCCACCAGUCCUAAUUCUCGUGGCGCUCGAGCCAGACGCGUUAUGUGCCUGUCGAAUUCUGACCGCAUUGUUAAAACGCGACUACAUCCCUCAUAAAAUUCAACCCGUCGCUGGUUAUGGCGACCUCGCGCGCGCCGGCCAGGAAUUGGUCCAGCCCAUGCAGACUACCAAUGGAGGCAGCGGAGGUGUAGUUGUCUGUCUAGGUGUUGGUGGACUGGUUGAUCUGGCCGAGAUCCUCGCGCUCAGCAACCCCGAGGACGAGGUGGAGGAUAUGGGCGGGGUCGAGAUUUGGGUUUUCGACGCGCGCCGACCAUGGAAUUUGGGCAAUGUCUUUGGCGGACAGGCGGGCGGCGGUUCAGCCAUGGUGGAAAUCGAUGCGAAUGCGCGAAGGCGUGGACGAGGUGUAGACAAGGGAUGUAUCACUGCGGCUUAUUCUUCCAAAAACGGCGGCAUUGUGGUGUUUGACGAUGGUGACAUCGAAGAGGAGCUCAUUAAUGAGCGAGAGGCCUAUUACGCGUUGCUAGACAUGCCUGAAGUUGAUGAAGACGAUGACAGUGACGACGAGUUGAAUGGAGAUAUGGAUGGUGAUGAGACCGAGCCUGGUUCUAAAAAGCGCAAAUCAUGGUCCGGUCGCGAAGACGAGGAUGAUUCAGAUGAGGAUGAUGGACCUCCCCGACAGCGGAAACGAAGCAAUUCAGGCUCUUCAUUCGUCACAUCUCCAAGUCGACAAAGGAGAGCAGGGAUCAAUUCUUCCAACUCGUCACGUUCUGCCACUCCCACUAGCGACUCGCCUUCUCCUGCGGAGACAAAACAACCCUCGGGACGGUCUCUAAAACGACGCCUAAUUCGACUCAAGAGGAAACAUGAAGCAGUGUUGCAGACCUACUAUGCUUCCGGUACAUCAUACUCGGAACCAAUUUCAUCACUCGUUUACUCUUUAGCGUCCGAGCUUGGUCGAGACGACAAUGAUCUCCUUUGGCUUGCCAUUGUUGGCGUUUCCAGUCUAGAGCUCAGUGGUCGAUCUAUGACCGGCGUGGGAAUUUCAAAUACACUGGAGUCAGGAGGCUCCGCUGGAUGGGGAGGACAACGUGGAGAGCACAUUCGCCAGAUCUUUCGGGACGAAGUUCACCGUCUCAACCCGCCUGACCCUAUGGAACGAGACCGAGACAUUAGAGGAGAAAUCAAUGGUGUCAUUCCAACCACUGCUAGAUCUCCAACAGACACGUCAAUCCGCCUCUCCCCCGAGCCACGUUUCUUGCUAGUUCGCCAUUGGUCGCUCUAUGAGAGCAUGCUACACAGCCCCUAUCUAGCUCCGAGGCUUCAUGUCUGGACCGAGAAUGGCCGCAAACGACUCCAUAAACUCCUCGCCAAGAUGGGUAUCAGUCUUACGCAGUGCCACCAGUACUACACACAUAUGGAUAUGGAAUUGAAGCGAGUACUCCGGGGACGAUUACUCAAGUAUGCACCUCUGUAUGGUCUUGAGGGCUUGGUUCCUCCGGAGCCAUCUGGGCACUCCAGCUCCCGGGAGGGCUGGGGAUUUGUUCGCUGCUGGGGAUGGAAAGCAUGUCUUUCAGCCACGGAUGUUGGUGUUAUCCUUGGUGCUAUGCUGGAAGUGGGUCCUCAGGAGGCCUCACCGUCCUGGGAUGUUAAGCGUGUCCAACGAGCACCAGGAUCGACCGAUGAUACCGAAAAUGGAGGUGUCACUGGAGAGUCAGAUUUGGCUAGUCUUCUUCCCCGUUUCUGGAGUGCAUAUGAUGCACUCUCACUCACUUCUGAAUCACCAACUCUACUGAUGGAAGCUUUGCCCUUGGCUCAACACCUUCAUCGGGCCAUCCUUCGCACUGGAACCUCGUUGCUUUCGAAGCAUCAGAUUCGACAUCUUCGGGCCUUCCGUAUUGCAGUUGUGAAAGAUGGGCCUGACGUGAAACUUUUCACCAAUCCAGGAGCUUUGACCAAAUUAGCCCUAUGGGUUGCAGAAGCUAUUCGAGUACAGGAACGUGAGAAGGGAGACUCGGUGAAGAUUGGACGUAAGCGAGCUGCCGGUACACCCCUUGUGCUCGCAGGUCUUGACGAAGACCGGGACCUGUACGUGGUAGUAGGUACAGGAGGUGGCGGUGGUGUGAUCGACUUCGCAGCUAUGUCCAAGCGCCAAGAAGAGCGCCGCAAGAAGAAGGAAGUCAAAGAUAAGAAACAAAAAGAGCGAGAGGAAAAGCGGGCCAAGCGUGCCGCAGAACGUGCUGAGCGAGACGAUGAAGAAGAUGAAGAUGAAUCUGAAGAAUCUGAAUCAUCAUCUGAGUCCGAGUCCGAGUCCGAAGACGAGGGAGGUCAUCCCAGUAAAAAGCAUCUGUUGCGCAAUCGCUUUGGCAUUGCAUUCCAAGAAGUGGUCCAGGAGACCAAUGCCCGCGUCCGUAUUGACAGCUUCGAGCACUGUGUGGUUGAAGUAGCCAAGGAUGACCUUGGUGGAUUCUUGGAGGCAUUGAGCUUCCGCAGCGUUGUAGGCUAA
Messenger RNA from Penicillium malachiteum, 2571 nucleotides. RefSeq names its product cell division control 45 family protein. Gene Ontology annotation, biological process: double-strand break repair via break-induced replication; DNA replication initiation; mitotic DNA replication preinitiation complex assembly. Gene Ontology annotation, molecular function: single-stranded DNA binding; chromatin binding; DNA replication origin binding. The transcript is spliced from 2 exons. Gene Ontology annotation, cellular component: DNA replication preinitiation complex. The record is from RefSeq and is a predicted model, not a curated record. NCBI's taxonomy places the organism in Eukaryota, Fungi, Ascomycota, Eurotiomycetes, Eurotiales, Aspergillaceae. Bases 1 to 2571 code for a protein of 856 amino acids.